Messenger RNA from Labrus mixtus (cuckoo wrasse), 3165 nucleotides. It is a transcript of the gene ostn, whose product is annotated as osteocrin. The transcript has 3 exons. The annotation marks the transcript as partial. Gene Ontology annotation, biological process: hormone-mediated signaling pathway. The record is from RefSeq and is a predicted model, not a curated record. Gene Ontology annotation, molecular function: signaling receptor binding. NCBI's taxonomy places the organism in Eukaryota, Metazoa, Chordata, Actinopteri, Labriformes, Labridae.
ACCUCGACCUCGAACAGUUUUAGAUUCUCGGACUCGACCCUUGACCUCCAACACGUGUCACUGACUCCUCGCUUCUUUUCUUCUCUUAAGGUGGCAGUCCGUCGUGUUCUGUUGUUUUAUUUUCAUAUCGUCACAGUCAAUGUGUUUUUGUCAGACUCUUCCAGUACAUAUCCUCACCCCCUGCCUGUCGUUGUCUUCCAGCGUGCAGACCGCCUCUUUUCGAGGUCUUCCACGGCUCUCCGGCCUCGUUCCAGGGAGAUAAAGACGGGGGAGGAACUAACGGCCAAGCUGCUGCGAUUGGACGACCUGGUGAGGAUGGAGAACGACGUCAUGGAGCCGAAGAGGAAAAGGAGCUUCCCCGGAAACAACGCCCCGCUGGACCGCCUGUCCAUCAGCUCCAUGGAGACCAAACAGACGACCAACAAACAAAGCAAGGUAGUUGAGUUGCCACGACGACGAGCCAAUCCGCCUCCCAUCGACAGGAUCGGGAUGAGCCGUCUACCGAACAGUCGAGGAUAGGCCACGCCCCCUCGCUCUGACAGCUUGCCCUCUUUCUAUAGCGCCCUCCUCUGGACAGAGGAAUCACAACAGAUGCAUGAAACACAGCCAAUCACCAGCCGCCUGCUGAGCCACACCCACCACCUGCCAAUCAUCCACCUCCAACCCCCCCAACCCACACACACAGCACACCCCCCCACACAGCGAUGAAUGUUUACUGAUGGUGCAUUCAGGUGCUGCGUGGUAAACUCACCGCACCUACGAGAGAAUCAAGGACCAAAGCGACGACUUUUGUGUUUGUGAGAAUCGUCUGAUCUGAUCGAAUGUUUUAGCAGAAAGUCUUAACGAGUGAACGUAAAAAAAGCUGCCUCGAGGUUCUGUGACCGUCGUCAAAGAAAAACUUCUACUCUUAAACAUUUUGGCAUUAAAUGUUUUUAAAGUAAGAAUGUGCAACUUUUUGAUCCAGUAGAUGUCGCCCUUGAGCACCAGCAUGAAACCAAAACAAACUGCUGUUAGGCCACGCCUCCUCCAUCCUGAAGCCUCCGCUCUCCUCCAGAGACACACCUCCAACCCCCCUCUACACGCAAGUUCACAUGAAGGAGUUAUUAAUUAGAACGCACCAAAAUGAAGCAUCAUUAAGCACAAGCAGUGGACAAAAGUGUCCUGCAUCGCUGUGUUAGCAUGCUAAUGUUAGCACUCUUUAGUUAGCUCAUAGCUUCACAUUGUUGUGUUAGCAUGCUAAUGUUAGCGCUCUUUAGUUAGCUCGUAGCUUCACAUUUCAUGUAAACUGACACAGAAUGAGCGUGAUCUAAAAACUCUUACUAACAUCCAAAUAAUCAGUGAGUAUGUUCUUCUUCUUCUCUCUAGUUCUUGACUAAAACAGCUUUUAUACACAAGGGGAGGAGCCGGCCGUCCCGUCCAUGUAAACACGGCUCUGACAACAACACAGCCAGCGGGACUCGAGCUUCUCCCUCAUUGUAGACAGUCAUGACUCAGAGACACAUUUACACAGGAGAGACUUUAUGAUUUAUUUAUGUGGAACAUGUUGAACAUUCUUCCUUUAAACUCAACAGGAAGCUCAAAACAACAUCAUCAUAUCUCUGUCCUUAAUCAAAGGGUUAAAUUAAAUGUUGUUUUUUUAAUUGGCUCGUUUUGAAAUUUAAAUUCCUAAAUUAUAAAUCAGGUUUAAAUCGAGAAGUUAUCCUCUAACUGAUUUCUAACAGACAGAGCUCCUCAUGUAAGAGCUGACUUUGAACAUUUUAAUUUCCUUGUAGGAGAUAUUUCAUAAAUCUUCACAUCGGUCAGAUUUGACCCGCUGACGAGGAUUAGUUUCAUAAUUUACGAUUAAACUUUCCCAAAGUUUAUCAGUGACCACCUGAAUGCAUCAUCCCCCCCCCCCCCCCCCCCGUCACUCGACUCGACUGGAGGCGCCUUUCGCCUCGACGUGAAACUGAACCGACACGACUUGACUUGAGUUUCUCCCUCCUAGCUCUCUUAGUGUUUUUAUUUGUUUUUUUUGUGAGCAGAGCUGCAGCAGGACGACACGCUGAGAGAACCGAGCCGCAGACGUGUGAACGAGGACAUUUACACUAAAACACGACAAAGUCAUCGUCACUUUAAAGGUCACAUAUUUAAAAUCCUCUUCUCCACGUUCCUCUAACUCUAACAUGUGUCUCUAGUCCGUCUACAAACCCCCCAAUGAUGAGAAAAGUCCAUCCUCUCCGUCUUCUGCCUGCUCCACUUUUCACAAAAUGUGUGCUCAAACAGGCCGUUUGGAGAUUUUCCCUUCAUGACAUCACAAAGGGCAGUAGCCCCUCCCCCAGGUGGGUGACACUCCCACAGCUAGGUGUUUGUUCUGCCCUCUGAGUCUGCCUUCUCACCGUAAACAAUAGGACAUGGAGCGAGAAAGACCGAGUACACCCAAGCCCUUCCAGAGAGGGGGCGUGGUCAGACACCGCUCAUUUACAUAUUUAAAGGUACAGGCACAGAAACAGCCUGUUCUGAGCAGGGCUGAAAUAGAGGGGUUUAUAGACAUGAUCAAAUACAGGAUCAGAGUGGAUUUAGAACAAGAAACUUCACACACAUGUUGAAGAGGAGCUCUGAGACUUAUUUACACUGAAGAAGAGGAGGAGGAUAUGUCACCUUUAAACUGAUGAUGAGUUUGAGCACCAUCUAGUGGCCAUUAGAUGUGUUGCAGGAUGAACCUGAUGUUGCAGUCGCUGCACUCUGCGGUGGUUUAGAUGUAACAUCUGUCUCUGAAAACAUUUUAAUCUGAACGUUAUCACACAGAAGCAGCUGCACGGGAGGAAACAGUUGAUGUUAUUGGUCGUCUGAUAUGAGUGGAGUCGUCCGGCCUUUAAAGACAGAAACAUGUUGUGUUGGUUUUCCUGCCUCUGAGAUCAGCUGCUUCACGCUCACACUGCGAGCGCUGCAUCAGCACAACGUCUCUGUAUGACAGGAAGAGUAAACGUGAUUUAAAGGCCGGCUGUGGAUGAGCAGCGGUGAACUGAAGGCUGCUGCAGUGGAGACUUAAUCAGUGAGGUCACAAAUGAAACACGUCCUCGUGCCUGUCCGCGUCCUGCCUGUUAGCGCCUCUGUUUUUGUUUUUUUUAACGCUUCUUACUGCCUCAAGUUUAAUUAUGCAAAAUAAAGAGUUCAUUAUCAAAA